CGGCGGCGGCCGGAGGACGGGCGGGGCCCGGGGCCGCCUCCAGGGGCUUCUACUUCAACACCGUCCUGUCGCUGUCCCGCUCUUUGGCCGCGCAGAGGCCCGCCGCCCUGGAGAAGGUCCAGAAGCUCCUGUGCAUGUGCCCCGGGGACUUCCACGGCGUCUUCCAGCUGGACGAGAGACGCCGGGACGCCGUCAUCGCGCUGGGAAUCUUCCUCGUCGAGUCGGACCUCCAGCACAAAGAGAGCCUGGUCCCGUACCUGCUUCGUCUGCUCAGGGGCCUCCCCCGGGUGGAGUGGAUCGAAGACAGCACGGCCCGGAAGGGCCGAGGCCUGCUGCCGGUGGCCGAGACCUUCAGCUUCUGUCUGGUGACCCUGCUGUACGACGUGGCCUACCGGGAUCCGACCCUGAGGGAGGAGAUCCUGGCGUCGCUGCUGCAGGUGAUGCAGCUGUUGCUGGCGACGUGUCGGGCCCCGGAGCCGCAGGAGAGAGAGUACCUGUGCAGGCACGCCGUCCCCUGCCUGAUCGGCGUGGCCCGCGCUUUCGGCCGCUACAGCGCCACGGAGGAGGCUCUCCUCUCCAAGCUCUUCCCCAGGGCGUCCCCGCCCUCCCCGAAGGUCCCCGAGGAGCUGGACGGGAUCCGGCGGCGCUCCUUCAACGACUUCCGCUCCAUCCUGCCCAGCAACCUGCUGGCCGUCUGCCAGGAGGCCACCCUGAAGAGGAAGACCAGCAGCGUGUCCAGCAUCUCGCAGGCGAGCCCCGAGCGCGGCCCGCCUCCUCCCGGCUCUCCCGGAGGCUCCGCCGUCCACUGCUUCGAAGGGUCUUACCCGCCCGACGGCGGCACCGUGGACCCGGACUAUUACUUCUCCACGACCAGUUCCAGCUUCUCCGUGUCCCCCCUCUUCGACGGCGUCGGCUACAAGGAGUUUGACAUGCCCCUGGACAGGCUGCAGGAGCUGAUCGACUUGGUGAAGAGGUUCGUGGAGGAACCGCUGCUCCGAGCGCUGGAUGAAGUCAUCGCGGCCGUAACGGAGGCCAAUCCCGGCUUGGAGCUGUACUACAAGACGUUCAGCGACCCUCUCCACGUCGCCAUGUUCAGGAUGCUCAGGGAUACCUUGUACCACACGAAAGACGUGCCGACGGCGCUGGUGAAGGAGACCCACGACUUCGUGCUGGAGCGUUUCAGCGGCAGCCAGGCGGAGCUGCAGAAGAUCCUGCACGACCCCGACCGGCUCCAGCAGCGGCUCGGACCCCUCAAGCUGCGCUGCCAGGCCAACGCCGCCUGCGUCGACCUCAUGGUCUGGGCGGCCAAGGACGAGCAAGGGGCGGAGAACCUGUGCGUCAAGCUGUCGGAAAAGCUGCAGUCCAAGACGUCCAGCAAGGUCAUCAUCGCCCACCUGCCCCUGCUCAUCUGCUGCCUGCAGGGCCUGGGCCGCCUGUGCGAGAGGUUCCCGGUGGUGGUCCACUCGGUGACGCCGUCGCUCCGGGACUUCCUGGUCAUCCCGUCGCCCGUUCUGGUCAAGCUGUACAAGUACCACAGCCAGUAUCACUCAGCGGGAGGCGGCGACAUCAAGAUCAGCGUCACCGACGAGCACUCCGAGUCCACCCUGAGCGUGAUGUCCGGGAAGAGGAGCCAGCCGUCCAUGUACGAGCAGCUGCGGGACAUCGCCAUAGACAGCAUCUGCCGGUGCCUGAAGGCCGGUUUGACGACGGACCCCGUGAUCGUGGAGGCUUUCCUGGCCGGCCUCUCCAACCGCCUCUACAUUUCGCAGGAGAGCGACAAGGACGCCCAUCUGAUCCCCGACCACACCAUCCGGGCCCUGGGGCACAUCGCCGGUGGCGCUGCGCGACACCCCAGAGUCAUGGAGCCCAUCCUGCAGAUCCUGCAGCAGAAGUUCUGCCAGCCGCCCUCCCCGCUGGACGUGCUCAUCGUCGACCAGCUCGGCUGCCUGGUCAUCACCGGGAACCAAUACAUCUACCAGGAGGUGUGGAACCUCUUCCAGCAGAUCAGCGUGAAGGCCAGCUCCGUCGUCUAUUCGGCCGCCAAGGACUCCAAGGACCACGGCUACAGGCACUGUUCGCUGGCGGUCAUCAACGCGCUGGCCAACAUCGCGGCCAACGUCCAGGGCGAGCACCUCGUGGACGAGCUGCUCAUGAACCUCCUGGAGCUCUUCGUCCAGCUGGGGCUGGAGGGCAAGCGGGCCAGCGAGAGGGCCAGCGAGAAGGGGCCGGCUCUGAAGGCCUCCAGCAGCGCCGGGAACCUCGGGGUGCUCAUUCCCGUUAUCGCCGUGUUGACCAGACGCCUGCCGCCCAUCAAGGAGGCCAAACCCAGGCUGCAGAAGCUCUUCCGGGACUUCUGGCUGUAUUCCGUGCUCAUGGGAUUCGCCGUGGAGGGGUCGGGGCUGUGGCCGGAGGAGUGGUACGAGGGAGUGUGUGAGAUCGCCACCAAGUCCCCGCUGCUCACCUUCCCCAGCAGAGAGCCGCUGCGCUCCGUGCUCCAGUACAACUCCGCCAUGAAGAACGACACCGUGACCCCGGCGGAGCUGAACGAACUACGCAGCACCGUCAUCAACCUCCUGGACCCCCCGCCCGAAGUGUCCGCCCUCAUCAACAAGCUGGACUUCGCCAUGUCCACCUACCUGCUGUCCGUCUACCGGCUGGAGUCCAUGAGGGUGCUGCGUUCGACCGACCCGGACCGCUUCCAGGUGAUGUUCUGUUACUUCGAGGACAAGGCUAUUCAGAAAGACAAGUCCGGAAUGAUGCAGUGCGUGAUCGCGGUGGCGGACAAAGUGUUCGACGCCUUCUUAAACAUGAUGGCCGACAAAGCGAAGACGAAGGAGAACGAGGCGGAGCUGGAGAGGCACGCUCAGUUCUUACUGGUGAACUUCAACCACAUUCACAAGAGGAUCCGGAGAGUCGCCGACAAAUACUUGUCAGGCCUGGUGGAUAAGUUCCCGCACUUACUCUGGAGCGGCACCGUGCUCAAAACCAUGCUGGACAUCCUCCAGACGCUCUCCCUGUCGCUCAGCGCGGACAUCCACAAGGACCAGCCUUACUACAACAUCCCGGAGGCCCCCUACCGCAUCACGGUCCCGGACACGUCGGAGGCUCGAGAGAGCAUCGUCAAGGACUUCGCGGCCCGCUGCGGGAUGAUCCUGCAGGAAGCCAUGAAGUGGGCGCCGACCGUCACCAAGUCUCACCUGCAGGAGUACCUCAACAGGCACCAGAACUGGCUGUCCGGCUUGACCCAGCACACCGGCCUGGCCAUGGCCACCGAGAGCAUCCUGCACUUCGCCGGCUACAACCGGCAGAACGUCACCCUGGGGACGACCCAGCUGACCGAGAGGCCGGCCUGCGUGAAGAAGGACUACUCCAACUUCAUGGCUUCCCUGAAUCUGCGGAACCGCUACGCCGGGGAGGUGUGCGGCAUGAUGCAGUUCUCGGCCGCGACGGGCCAGAUCUCCGACCUCGGUAAGCUGAUGACCCAGCAGCUCAACCACGCGCUGGAGAGCGGCAAGGCCCAGGACUUCACGCGUUCCAUGUUCAAGCUGACCGCCAUGCUCAUCAGCAGUUCCGAGUGUGACCCCCAGCUCCUCCAUCACCUGUGCUGGGGGCCGCUGCGGAUGCUGGACGAGCGGGGCAUGGAGACGGCGGCGGCCUGCUGGGAGUGGCUGCUCGCCGGCAAGAACGGGAUCGAAGUGCCGUUCAUGCGGGAAAUGGCCGGCGCCUGGCACAUGACGGUGGAGCAGAAGUUCGGCCUGUUUUCCGCGGAGGAGAAGGAAGCCGACCCGCUGGCGGCCUCCGAAGCGAGCCAGCCCAAGCCUUGUCCUCCGGAAGUCACUCCCCACUCCAUCUGGAUCGACUUCCUGGUGCAGCGCUUCGAAAUCGCCAAGUACUGCAGCUCGGACCAGGUGGAGAUCUUCUCCAGCCUCCUGCAGCGGUCCCUGUCCCUGAACAUCGGCGGCGCCAAGAGCAGCAUGAACCGCCACGUGGCGGCCAUCGGCCCCCGCUUCAAGCUGCUGACCCUCGGGCUGUCCCUGCUGCACGCCGACGUGGUGCCCAACGCCACCGUGCGCAACGUCCUGCGCGAGAAGAUUUACUCGACGGCCUUCGAUUACUUCAGCUGCCCCCCGAAGUUCCCCACCCAGGAGGAGAAGAGGCUGCGGGAAGACAUCAGCAUAUUGAUCAAGUUCUGGACGGCCAUGUUCUCCGACAAGAAGUACCUGACGGCCAGCCAGCUGGUCCCUCCAGACAACCAGGACACCCGCAGCAACCUGGACAUCACCGUGGGCUCCCGGCAGCAGGCCGCCCAGGGCUGGAUCAACACCUACCCGCUGUCCAGCGGCAUGUCCACCAUCUCCAAGAAGUCAGGCCUGUCCAAGAAGACGAACCGAGGCACGCAGCUCCACAAAUACUACAUGAAGCGGCGGACGCUGCUCUUGUCCCUGCUGGCCACCGAGAUCGAGCGGCUGAUCACGUGGUACAACCCGCUGUCGGCCCCGGAGCUGGAGUUGGAUCAGACCGGGGAGAGCAGCGUGGCCAACUGGCGGUCCAAGUACCUCGGCCUGAGCGAGAAGCAGUGGAAGGACAACGUGAACCUGGCCUGGACCAUCUCGCCCCACCUGGCCGUGCAGCUGCCCUCGAGAUUCAAGAACACCGAAGCCAUCGGGGCCGAGGUGACCCGCCUGGUCCGUCUGGACCCCGGAGCCGUGAGCGACGUGCCCGAAGCCAUCAAGUACCUGGUCACGUGGCACACCAUCGACGCCGACGCCCCCGAGCUCAGCCACGUGCUGUGCUGGGCGCCCACGGACCCCCCGACGGGCCUGUCCUACUUCUCGAGCAUGUACCCGCCCCACCCGCUCACGGCACAGUACGGCGUCAAAGUCCUGCGGUCCUUCCCGCCGGAGGCCAUCCUGUUCUACAUUCCUCAGAUCGUGCAGGCCCUCAGAUACGACAAGAUGGGCUACGUUCGGGAGUACAUCCUGUGGGCGGCCUCCAAGUCCCAGCUCCUGGCGCACCAGUUCAUCUGGAACAUGAAGACCAACAUCUUCCUGGACGAAGAGGGGCACCAGAAGGACCCCGACAUCGGGGAACUGCUGGAGCAGCUGGUGGAAGACAUCACCGGCUCCCUGUCCGGGCCGGCCAAGGAGUUCUACCAGCGAGAGUUUGACUUCUUCAACAAGAUCACCAACGUGUCGGCCAUCAUCAAGCCUUACCCCAAAGGGGACGAGCGGAAGAAGGCGUGUUUGAGUGCGCUGUCGGAGGUCAAGGUGCAGCCGGGCUGCUACUUACCCAGCAACCCCGAGGCCAUCGUGCUGGACAUCGAUUACAAGUCGGGGACGCCCAUGCAGAGCGCCGCCAAAGCCCCGUACCUGGCCAAAUUCAAGGUGAAGCGCUGUGGCGUCAGCGAGCUGGAGAAGGAGGGGCUGCGCUGCGGCUCGGACGCGGCGGACGCCAACGAAGACCGGAACGAGGACGGCGGGAAGAUCUGCUGGCAGGCCGCUAUCUUCAAAGUGGGGGACGACUGCCGGCAGGACAUGCUGGCCCUGCAGAUCAUCGACCUCUUCAGAAACAUCUUCCAGCUGGUGGGCCUGGACCUCUUCGUCUUUCCCUACCGGGUCGUGGCCACGGCCCCCGGGUGCGGCGUGAUCGAAUGCAUCCCCGACUGCACGUCCCGGGACCAGCUGGGCAGGCAGACGGACUUCGGCAUGUACGACUACUUCACCCGCCAGUACGGCGACGAGUCCUCCCUCGCGUUCCAGCAGGCCCGCUACAACUUCAUCCGCAGCAUGGCCGCCUACAGCCUCCUGCUCUUCCUGCUCCAGAUCAAAGACCGGCACAACGGCAACAUCAUGCUAGAUAAGAAAGGCCACAUCAUCCACAUCGAUUUUGGCUUCAUGUUCGAAAGCUCGCCCGGCGGGAACCUGGGCUGGGAGCCCGACAUCAAGCUGACGGACGAGAUGGUGAUGAUCAUGGGGGGCAAGAUGGAGGCCACCCCCUUCAAAUGGUUCAUGGAAAUGUGUGUCCGCGGCUACCUGGCCGUCCGGCCCUACAUGGACGCCGUGGUGUCACUGGUCACCCUGAUGCUGGACACGGGGCUGCCCUGCUUCCGGGGACAGACCAUCAAGCUGCUCAAGCACAGGUUCAGCCCCAACAUGACGGAGCGUGACGCGGCCAGUUUCAUCAUGAAGAUCAUUCAGAGCUGUUUCCUCAGCAACAGGAGUCGGACCUACGACAUGAUCCAGUACUAUCAGAACGACAUCCCCUACUAGGGACCCUCCCGCCCCCCCCCCCCCCCCCACCUCCCCCUCCUCCGUCUGCAUCGAACACGCACCCCCCGAUCUCGGCUCUCUGGCCCCGUGUCGUCCGUGCGGGGGCGAGGCCCGGGAGCGGGGAGGGGCGGGGUCGGCGCGGGCCCGCGAGCCGCGACACCGUCGGCUUCCUCUCCCCGCGGGCGGGCCGGGGGGCCGGAGCCUCGCCCGCUCCCGAGGGGACGGUCCGGAGCCCCCGUGCCCCGGGGGGGGGAGCCCACCGCGUCACGCCGAGACCCGUCGCGUGGAGGUGGCGGGGCCCCGGGGCGUCGCCUCCCCCCGCCUCACCCCCCGUGGCGGCCGCUGGCCUCCAGCCGUCGUAGUCUGUGGCUUCUCCCCGCCGCGGCCCGUGGCCCCUGCCCUCCGUACUCCCCGCCGCGGGCCCUGCCGCGGGCCGUGCUCUCCCCGCUCCCCGCCGCGCUCUUCCCUCCGGCCCGGGGGCCUCUGCCCGCCGCGUUCCCCGCGGGAGCCCGUGACCCCGUCGUCGCGGAGGCGGGCAAGGUCUCCUCGCUCGUGGAUGCCGCUUAAAAUAAAAUCCUCUCCCGCUCUGGCCUGACC
Molecule: messenger RNA, 6866 nt
Organism: Ornithorhynchus anatinus (platypus)
Lineage: Eukaryota; Metazoa; Chordata; Mammalia; Monotremata; Ornithorhynchidae
Gene: PI4KA
Product: phosphatidylinositol 4-kinase alpha
Biological process (GO): phosphatidylinositol-mediated signaling; phosphatidylinositol phosphate biosynthetic process
Cellular component (GO): plasma membrane; cytoplasm
Molecular function (GO): 1-phosphatidylinositol 4-kinase activity
Source: RefSeq, a predicted model, not a curated record